This is a messenger RNA of Taeniopygia guttata (zebra finch), 620 nucleotides long. It is a transcript of the gene HBE1, whose product is annotated as hemoglobin, epsilon 1. Gene Ontology annotation, molecular function: organic acid binding; oxygen carrier activity; peroxidase activity. Gene Ontology annotation, biological process: oxygen transport; hydrogen peroxide catabolic process. Lineage: Eukaryota; Metazoa; Chordata; Aves; Passeriformes; Estrildidae. The record is from RefSeq and is marked provisional. Gene Ontology annotation, cellular component: haptoglobin-hemoglobin complex; blood microparticle; hemoglobin complex.
AUAUAAAUCCCUGGGGCAGCCUCAGGAGCCACAUCCUCUGCACCAUUCAGGGAAGCUUGGGAACACCUCUGCCAGCACCAUGGUGAACUGGACAGCCGAGGAGAAGCAGCUCGUCACCACCCUCUGGGGCAGGGUCAACGUGGACGAGUGCGGCGCCGAGGCCCUGGCCAGGCUGCUGGUCGUCUACCCCUGGACCCAGAGGUUCUUCGUCUCCUUCGGGAACAUGUCCAGCCCCACCGCCGUCCUGGGCAACCCCAUGGUCCGUGCCCACGGCAAGAAGGUGCUCACCUCCUUCGGGGAAGCCGUCAGGAACAUGGACAGCGUCAAGAAAUGCUUUGCUCAGCUGAGCAAACUCCACUGCGAAAAGCUGCACGUGGACCCCGAGAACUUCAGGCUCCUGGGUGACGUCCUGGUCGUCGUCCUGGCCUCCCACUUCGGCAAGGAAUUCACGCCCGCCUGCCAGGCUGCCUGGCAGAAGCUGGUCCGUGUGGUGGCCCACGCGCUGGCCCACGAGUACCACUGAGCCCCCUGGGAGCCUGCCUGCCUGGAGACACUCCUGGGGAAUCUCCUCGGGUCCUGCUGGGCUCCAGUCACACAAUAAACCAGCUGCUCCAGCCACC